AUGGUGGACGAGUUCGCGCAGAACGCGCAAGGACAAUUACUUUGUCGAACGUGCCUGCGGAGGGAAGAUGAGGAAUUGUUGGGCCCUUCAGUGGAGGAACAGAAAGGCUUAGAGGAGCUAGCCAAAGUGCUGGACAACGUUUCUUGGAAAUAUUGGAAGCCAGGGGAGCAACCUGCACAGAUCUUAGAUUGGAUGUACUUGGGCGAUCUGAAGGAGGCGACCGACUUUGAACUGCUGCAGCAACGGAACAUCACCGCCGUCUUGAAUCUCAUCAAUUGGUGGGAGCUGAGCUCUCGGCUGCCAGAGGUGGCGGACUUCUCGUUGCUGUAUAGCUCCCAUGAGGUAGACUUUCUCGAGGUAGACUCUGAGGACCGGCUUUUCUUCGACAUUGUGGAGAAGUGCUGGCCCCCUUGCGAGUCUUUCUUGAGGAAAUGCAAAGCUCAAGGGAAGCGAGUACUGGUGAAUUGCAAGGCGGGCCACAAUCGAUCUGCCUGCAUGUGUGUUUCUUGGCUGGUGGCCUGCGAGGGCUAUGGCUUGUUGGAAGCUGUCGACAUGGUCCAGACCAAACGGGGCACCAUUUUGUCCAACCACGGCUUUCGGCUGCAGCUCUUGCGCUUGGCCUUACGUUUGGACCGCCUGGGCCAGCCAGUGGAGAAGAAGAGAGCAGGGAACUCUGUAGCCAUCGGCAGCGAAUCUCAGCUCAAGAGCAUCAUCAAUGAGAAGCGGAUGACGGUGCAGUACGACGCUCACAAAGAUCGCGGAUUCCGAAGGCAGACCUCGCCCUUCCAAGCAAUGCGCCCUCGGAAGUUGUCCUUGAUCUCAGAGGAAGUUCACAACAACGUGAACCAGAGAUCAUUGAAGGUGGAGCUUCUCGCAUGCUUGUACCAUCGUGGCAAGAAGUUCCUGGACGACUACGAGUAUACCUCGAAGCCUCCAACAAUAAUUGGCAGUGGCUUCAGUGGAGACGUGGUGCUUUGCAAGAGAAGGGAGAAGGCAGCCGUUGUGCAAAACCAGGAGACCUCCGUGCGCUGCGUAAAAAGCUUCAACUUGCAACUCAUGGGCCCAGACAAGCUGGAGAAGCUGAAGAACGAAGCGGUGAUUUACCUCUCGCUGGAGCAUCCGCACAUCGCUCGGCUGUUUGAUGUCUAUGAGGACAACGAACAGGUGAGCUUGGUGAUGCAAUAUUGCUCUGGCGGCACCUUGGAGAGUGCCAUCCGAUCACAGGGAGCCUUUGUGGAGUCGACGUUUCAGGAUUUGGCGGUGCCCAUGCUGUUGGCGGUGAACUACAUCCACUGCUGUGGCAUCGUUCAUCGCGACAUCAAGCCGCGGAACUGGGUCUACGAGGCAGAUGGGAAGACCAUCAAGCUCAUCGACUUCGGCUUCAGUGUGAAAGGCUACUUAAGCACCGAAGGGCUUCGUGGAUGCAUGGGUACCCUGGGCUACCUGGCGCCGGAAGUAGUGACCGCUGGUCUCAGCAACGAGAACGCCUACACCGACAAGUGUGACAUUUGGUCCUUAGGUGUGGUCUUCGUGGAGCUGCUCACGGGGGAACCGGCCUUCCACCGGGAUGCCGGGCAAUGCGACGGCUACACCGAGGAGGUGGUGCUACGGGAGAUCAAGGAGGUCACGGAGGAGAGUUUGCAGCGGAUCCUGGAGCAGGUGCCCAAGUCUUCGAAGAGCUUUCUGGAAGAGAUGCUGACCAAAAGCCCUUUGAAAAGACCAUCCUCCAAGGAGGUGUUGGAUCACGACUACCUGGGCCCAGCACGCGCCAAAUUGGCUCAUCCACCUCGAGCACUUCCCGUCAGCACCAUCCUGGACCGCUUCCGUGCGCAUGCACAUGCCUCCCAGCCGUCCAGAGCCUGGUUGCUCGCGGUGGCGCGGUCACCAACAUAUCUACCCUGGGAGGAUUUUUGCGCCCUGCGGGACACCUUCAAAAUGUUCGAUGCGGUGGGGCUGAACGGUACGGUGAACCUGGAGACCUUCUUAUUGGUCAUCGGGCAGACCGAGUCGAACUUGGACAUGGACGAGAGCCCCAGGAGAAGGAUCUCCAAGCUUUGGAAAGCUGUUUGUGGUGAGCAGGAAUCCUUGAGCUAUUGCGAGUUUCUUGCGGUCCUUCUUCCCCCCAUGGAGGAUGUCUUUGAAGACGCUUCCCAAGUGAGUGACGAGGUGAACAGCCCCUUGCAGCCGCGAGAGCAUUGGAAUCCUUCUCGCUCUGUCUCCAAUUACUUCUCGCAGAUGAAGAGGAGCCCGAGCUCCUUCUUCCCGCAGGCCCUUCUCUAUGAUGAAGAGAAGAAGGUCAGUGAAGUGGUCGGAGAGAUGGCUCGUUUCCAUCGCCGCUGGGCGCUGAUUCGAUUCAAGGAUGGCACCUUUGAGUUCUUCGACUACAUGGAUAUUAAUCACCGACUCUUGGAAGAUGCCGGCUCCAAUGGAUCAGCUGCCGAGGCGUUGAGCCGCAUUUGCGACGCUCCAGUAGGCAGCCUGGCCAACUGCUCCCGCUUCUGUGCCUUCAAAGCGCUGGAUGUGCAAACGCCACUCCGAGACGUGCUCCACUUGAUCGCCGGGAGAAAUCGAAAGAAGCGGCAGGGGCAGGUGCGACGGGUGCCCUUGAAGGAUGGCAGCGAGAUCGUGGGCGUUUUCAGUUGUCUGGACUUCUUGAACCUGGCACUGAAGUCCACUGCCCCGACUGCGGUGCUGAAGUCCUUGUCGGCCAAGGUCUUUGACCGUAGAAGUACCAUUCUACAGGUCUCCGUGAACCAAGAUGAGCCGCUCCUCCACGCUUUGAGCAUCAUGAAAGCGGAAGGCCUCACCAUUUGUCCGGUGACCUCACGGGAGCUUUCGGGCAGCUUGGGCGGUGUGGUGGCGAGCAAUGUGGUCUCAGCUGCCGACUUGAAGUGGGUCAUUCGGUCCAAGAACUUUGCGGCUUUGAACCUCUCGGUCCACGACUUUGUCGCCUGGCGUGGCAGUGCGGAGAAUGCAGACUUGGACCACGUCUUGCGUCAGCAACGCUUAAAGCGCUUCAAUGUGGUGAGCGCCUCAGAGGACGCUUCCUUGCACAAGUUAGCCCGUCGCUUGGUGGAUUCCAAGUUGCAGCGGAUUUUUUUUGUCCUCAGACGAUCUGGCACGGAUCGUGGGGAUCGUCUCUUCUCGGGACAUCAUGCUGCAGGUCCUGGACCAGCUGGCAUAGAUUGGAGCACAGAGGUGGCUGCAGCGUACGAGAAGUGCCUCAAGGACGCCGCUUGCUUUCGGCUGCGCACCUGCGUCACGAACGUCUUCCUGUUCGCCUUUGAGCUCCUGCUGGUGCUGCAAUUGGAGGGCACACUCAAUGACUCCUGGUUCAUGGUGAUGUGUCCCUGGAUUGCAUUGGAGAUUUGGUGGCUCCUUCACCGCCUCUACUACUCCCGCGUGGCCUGGACCCUGGCUGAUCCAGAAGCAGCCGUGGCCACAGAGAACGAGGCUUGGAAGCUGUUGACAUCUUCCAGCUUUUGGUGCUUCUUUGUCAGUUUCCUGCAGAGGGGCGCCUUGCGCUUGCUGACCUGUAUCUUGAUCGCUGUGCGGGCUGAUUCAACUGGUGGUUCCUGGUUUGCAGUGUUCGUGCCCCUUUACAUUUCCUCGGUUCUGGCGGUUGUUUUUGCGUGCAUUGUGAAAAAGAAGCAACCGUUCCUCCAUGCAGAUGAUGAGGAGGAGCAAGGCACCGCAGCACCCACAUGCUGCCUCUCCUGCAUUUGGUUGGCCAUGCUUUUCUUGGCGGCGGGGAAGUUGGAUGGCGGCACCUACUCUGCAGCAUGGAUCUUCUCGCCCAUCUUCUUCUUCAUGCACCUCGCAGAUGGAAAGCACAGGUCAGUGAGAAACCGCGCCGAGCUUCUGCAGUGGUUGGCCUUGGCAGCUGCAACGCGCAGGCUCAGGUUCGAUGAGCUCGACUUCCAGAAACCCUUGAAAGAGCAGGUAGAGCUCCUUGCCUCCAGCAAGCUCUAUGUGGCAUCCAUGGGAGCGACAUUACUGGCUGGUAUCAUGCUACCAGCUGAUGCUGCUGUUUUGGCCCUACCUGCAUGUCAUAAGGUGGGUCCGGGCCGCAGUGUGACCUGCGAGACGGAAGAGCUUCUUUUGGGCUGCGGGCUGCGGUGGGCACCGUACCCGGUGGCUUUUGACGAUGUGGUUUACACCAUUGGCCGUGGGUUUGACUUCAUUGCACGCUGGGAGCUCUUGGAGCUCCUCAUCGACCAGCUCUUGGAGUAA
Messenger RNA from Durusdinium trenchii, 4233 nucleotides. NCBI's taxonomy places the organism in Eukaryota, Dinophyceae, Suessiales, Symbiodiniaceae. The record is from the annotation of a GenBank genome assembly.